Ahaetulla prasina is the source of this 2259-nucleotide messenger RNA. RefSeq names its product solute carrier family 35 member G6 (gene SLC35G6). The coding region runs from base 21 to 1283 and encodes 420 amino acids. Gene Ontology annotation, cellular component: membrane. The record is from RefSeq and is a predicted model, not a curated record. NCBI's taxonomy places the organism in Eukaryota, Metazoa, Chordata, Lepidosauria, Squamata, Colubridae. The transcript is spliced from 2 exons.
UGAGGUCACAGUGAUGCCCAAUGACUUCACAAUGCCUUCCUGGCCCAGGGAACCAGGCCAGUGUGCGGUUGGAGUGUUGUACCCAUUUGGUGGUAGAGGAAGGGUUGCUGGGCCAAGGUGAGAGGUUGGGAUCCCGUUCUGGAAAGGCCCCGUGGGCCCAUCGCUGCCCAGAGAUGCCCCCCAUGGCCUCGGACCCGGGACCCUCCGGGAAAGCCACUUGGACGGUGUCCGACCUCUUGCGCUUCUCCCCGCCGCCCUGCUCUCCGGCCCCACCUCCUCACUGCCCCGCAUGGCAUCGUUACCGCCUCUCCGAGACCAUGAAAGGGCUGCUGGUGGCCCUGUUUGGGGGCGGCAUGCCCGCCGGCUUUGUGGCCCCCUUAACCCGCAUCGUCAACGAGGCUUCAGGGAUGCCGCCGCUGGAGAUCCUGUUCUUCCGCUGCUGUCUCCACCUGCUCUUUGCCGGGUACCUGUGCUACCAGAAGGUGCCGUAUUUCGGGCCUCCGGAGGUUCGUCGGCGCACCCUGUUACACGCCUUGAUCAACGUCGUCUCCAUCGGCUGCGCCUACAGCUCCUUCAUGAUGGUGCCCAGCGGCAAUGCGGCCACCGUGCGCAAGGGCUCCUCAACCAUCUCCUCCGUCCUGCUGGCCUUCUGUAUCGAGAACACCCAGCUGACCGGCUAUGACUGGGUCGGGCUGGUCGGCAACGUGCUGGGCUUGCUCAUCAUGGUGGUGCCGGACCUGUUGAGUUUGGACAAAAGCACCCAGAGCUACAACACGUACGGCUACGGCUUGGCCUGCUUGGGAGGCGUGGCGUUGGCCUUGGGGUUGGUCAUUUUCCGAACCCUGGACUUCCCGGCUAAGCUGAUGACCGUGACGUUCCUCUUCGGCGUGGUGGGAACCCUUUUGUGUUUCCCGAUUAUGUUCCUCUUCCAGGAACCGGUGAUGCCUCUGUAUCACUACUCCUGGUUGUACGUGGUGUGCAUCAGUAUCCUGGCCUUGUUCUCCUUCUUGUGCGCCAGCUAUGCCGUGACAAAGGCGCACCCGGCGUUGGUGUGCGCUGUCUUGCACUCCGAAGUGGUGGUGACCCUGAUGGUCCAGUACUACAUGCUACGGGAGGCCGUCACGCCCUUUGACAUCACGGGGGCCAGCGUCAUCGUGAUCAGCAUCGUCAUCAUCACCGCCCAGAACAUCAGCUGCCAUCCGGCCGACGAAGAGGAGGGACACAUCGUACAGCAGAGCGGGACCAAGUACGCCAAGGAGAAGGCGGGUCAAAGCGGGCACUAACCGCCACAUACGGCACAGAGGGACCGAGUAGAUUAAAGAGGCAGUUGGUCAAAGCGGGCACCAACCGGCAGAUUGUACAGGACAGAGGGAUUGAGUAGAUUCAGGAGGCGGUGGAUCAAAGCAGGCACCAACUAUACAGCAGAAGGAUCCAGUAGAUUAAAGAGGCAGUUGGUCAAAAUGGGCAGCAACCGGCAGAUUGUACAUCAGAGGGGGAUCCUGUAGAUUAAACAGGCAGUUGGUCAAAGCAGGCACCAACCAAGAUGAGGCAGCUAGAAAGAAGAGCGACAAAGGCCCUGCGGCAGCCGAGAGGUCCCGUCCCACAAAACAGUGCGCAACUUGUGGUGCCGGAGAGCCGUACCUGAAUUUUCCGAGCAAAACCUUGGCGGUCGGUGAAAAGACUAGAGAUCGCUAACAAGCCAACAGAUCCACAAAAGAAUCAGGACAUUAUUGGUUUCCAAAAAUCGUGGCUGCGCCACGAAGCCACCGUCUGCCAAAGCGUCCCCUGGCGAGCAGCGACCUCAGGCCAGGCUGCGGGAUAUCUGGACUGCACUGGUUCCUCCGAGACCCGCUGACCUUUGGGGUGGAAAAGAGCAUUGAUGUUUUUGGUCCAUGCCGAGAAGCCAGGAGCGAGACCCCCACCCCAGAUUAGCAUUUGUGUUGCUGCUUUGCAUUUGCAAUGGGUAUGUUAAGGAAGGGGAUGUACGGGGGGCUUAAUGGAGGGUUUUUUUCCCCCCUCGGUCUCCCAUCUGGUUCGUUGAUUUGGGGUUUCGGCCUCAGAUCCCGCCUCUGGGCCAGUUGGCCACUUUUAAGACGGGUGGACUUUAACUCCCAGAAUUCCACACUGGCUGGGGGAAUUCGGGGGAAUUGAAGUGGCCAAGAUUUGAGACAUUAAGCCAGACGGAUGCAGGAAUGAACAGGAAUCCUGUACGUUGAGCUUCUCCCCCUCCCCAAAAUCCAAAGUCAAUUAAAGUUGAGA